Messenger RNA from Penicillium bovifimosum, 1095 nucleotides. RefSeq names its product KilA-N domain-containing protein. Gene Ontology annotation, cellular component: nuclear membrane complex Bqt3-Bqt4. Gene Ontology annotation, molecular function: DNA binding. Bases 1 to 1095 code for a protein of 364 amino acids. The transcript is spliced from 3 exons. Gene Ontology annotation, biological process: mitotic telomere tethering at nuclear periphery; meiotic attachment of telomere to nuclear envelope. The record is from RefSeq and is a predicted model, not a curated record. NCBI's taxonomy places the organism in Eukaryota, Fungi, Ascomycota, Eurotiomycetes, Eurotiales, Aspergillaceae.
AUGUCGCGAACACUCCCAAAGAAGUUCAAUCCUCUCAUCCGGUCCGAUGUUGCUCCCAGCUGUAAGUUCAACCCAGACGCGACUAAGCGCGACCGUGCGGGCGCAUCCUCUAGCCAUCCCCCUCGUGCGCCCUCGACUCGUCACAAUAUGAUCUCUAACACGAUUUUUGUUACUACAGAUGAUGAGCUCCUUGCGCGCCGCCGUCUCGGCAAGACCAACCUGUCCGUAAAGCCUGCCCAGAUUGGCACCUCGAACGCGACCAAGCCCGAGAACUUGGGUGUGUUCGAGUACGCUCACCUCCGUGCUCCGUUGCCCAAGGAUCUCAAGGGCUCCGAGAUAUUCCCUUCACACACCGCCCAGUCGCACCCGGAGACCUACUUCUUGAUGCGCCGCAGCAAAGAUGGAUAUGUCAGCGCUACGGGAAUGUUCAAGAUCGCAUUUCCCUGGGCCAAGGCCGAUGAAGAGAGAAACGAGCGCGAAUACCUGAAGGUUCGCGAGUAUACCAGUGAAGAGGAAGUUGCUGGUAAUGUGUGGAUCUCUCCCACAUUUGCUCUUGAACUGUCCAAGGAAUAUCAAAUGUACGAAUGGGUGCGAGCACUGUUGGACCCCACAGAGAUUGUCCAGAGCCCUUCUAGCGCAAAGAAACAGAUCACUCCUCCGCCGAAGUUCGAAAUUCCCGAGGGUGAGCCGGAAAUGCCGCAGCGCAGCCGUAGAGGCCGGUCCGCUUCUCCGAGCAAGAAGUCGUCGUCUCCUCGCAAAUCCCGCACCACUCGCAUUACCAAGGAUAUUACUAGCACCCCAUCUACGACUGCCGCAAACGCCAGCCUGCAGUCAGCAUUGGACAUCACAGCUUCAGCAUUGAACGUCGAGAGAUUCCCUGAGUUUGGAGUCGUGGAUGAAGCGGAAGCGAAGACAAACGGAUCGCCAGAGAAGAAGACCCGAGGCCGCAAGUCAAAGCGAUCCGCUACCGAGGAGCCCGAAGAGCAGAGUGAGGAGGCGAAGGAGGAAAAGAAGGAAAAGAAGAAGGCCGAGAAGAAAGAAAAGAAAAAGCUGAAAUCAAGGAGCAGGAGGAGCCGAGUGUCGAGAUCUCAGUGA